AUGACACACGUCAUUCCUAUCCCUCUCAAUGCUCAUCCAAUGAGCCGACUUCCCCCAAGCAUGUGGUGUGAUCGUCCGAUUGGUUAUAACUCAUCUUAUCCAUUAAGAUGCUGGUGGUUGGUGUUGCAUCCUGAUUCGUCCAAGUCCAUUUCGUCUCCAUUGAGCAUCUCAAUGUCUCCAUUUGAUUGGUUUGGACAAUUCUUGUCUCUCAUGAGAAGCUGGGUGUCUCUCCCUGAUAGGAUUAGGUCUUCUUGGAGCUUAUCCACGAUCUAUCUCCUCCAUAGCAGCUGGUGUCGUUGCCCAAUUGGUUUAGGCUUGCUUCGUCUUCAUUCGAAUACCUCCAUCCCGAACAUUUACGCUUCUUGCAGUCGUUGCGGGAUAGAUCUUGGCCGUCCGUCCCAUCUCUCAAUCUGCUCGUCCGAUUUGCAUUCUGCUUCGACCAAACUUCUUAGAAUGGUCUCUUAUGUCGUCCAAACUCUUCUCUUCUUGAUUUGGAGAACUUUGAUAUUUCGUCGUCCUGUUGACUCUUCCCAUGUUCGUACAAUGAUCGUCCCACCUGGACAAUCUUGCUGUAUCUUCACUUCUGCUCGAUCGUUCUUGAUCCUGUCUUGA
Messenger RNA from Microthlaspi erraticum, 612 nucleotides. NCBI's taxonomy places the organism in Eukaryota, Viridiplantae, Streptophyta, Magnoliopsida, Brassicales, Brassicaceae. The record is from the annotation of a GenBank genome assembly.